UGGCUGUGCCAUCAUGGUGUGGGUGUGCUCUGCGUUGAAGUUCGCUGAACGGACAGAACUGUACUGGUCCUGGAUAUGAUUCCCUCUCAUUUACCACCCAUAUAUGCACCAAUCGCUGUGUCAGAGGCUGCCUAAAUGGCGCCUUCCAUCAGCAAAGAAGAAUUAAUGAGGAACUCUGACCCUUUGGUAUGGGAUUUCGAAGCGUCUAGCAGUCAUAGUGAAAACACACAAAGGACUUGUGAACGUGUGUGGACUGCCUUAACUAGUCGUCUCUGCAAUGUUUUCAUCAUUGUGCUCUCUGUGGUGACAGGACUUGCCAUUCUCCUGAAGCUGCUAACAGACAUCCAGUUUGCACAGGAUGCAGAAAUUCAGCUGAUGUUGCAAAACUGCUCACUCAAUCUGAGCGUCGGUGGUGAUAGCAGCAGCAGCAGUGGAUCCCACAGUGCCUACCUGACAGUUGCAAAACUCGAAACGUUCGUAGCUCUUCUUAGCUCAUUGUCCUUGGCUGUGCUGAGCCUCUUUCUGGCUGAGGUGUUGUUGAGGGCAGUUGCUGGAAGAGCUAGGUUUUUUAUGCAAGGACCUGAGGUGCUGGAUGCAGUCGUGGUGGUUGUCGCGUUUAGCCUGAAUGUGGCCUCCCGGGUCUCACCAGACAAAGGCAGGCAGGCUGGUGCCCUUGUCAUAUUGUUGCGAGUCUGGAGAAUACAGCGGGUUCUUGACAGCUUGGUGGACGUGGAGCGCACCCGUCUAAACUAUGUGCUGGGUGAACAAGAACGAGAGCGCACCCUGGCCCAGAACAAGGGCGAGCUGCUCAUCCUUCGAGUAGAAGACCUCGAGCAUGAAGUGGCUUACCUGAAGGAAAAGCUGAAGAAGACUGAAAAGGAGCAGGGCCGGCGGCAGCGGCGGCAACAGCGGGACUCUGGUUCUUCCUCCUCUUCAUCAGGAAUUUGCUGCAGACAUCCUGUCACCAUAGGAGUGGAGACCUGUCCAAUAAUCAGGGCCUCCAAGGAAACGCAGACUGAUGCCCCAGUUAAGCUGUGUGAAGUUAGAGUUGACCAGCACAUUAGACAAACAGGCGUGGAAGCUUUUGCUUCAAGUCUUUCUUGGGGUCUGCUUCUGGAUGCCCUCUCUGUCCGCCAUGACAGGCAGCCUGAGCGGCUGACCCUCUGUGAGCCACCAAAGGGCCCUCCCCCAGAGCUGCCGAGGCCGCAGAUUCGAGCGUGCAAUAGCUUGAAUCAGGCUGCAAGUCACACAGAAGGCAGCCCUGCCACUGUUGUGCCCCACCGUGCCAGCCACACAGUCCUCUUCAGCAGCCUGGAUCGCUUCAGCGAAGCCGAGCACACAGAGAGCCCCGAGAGUGGUUAUGGAUCUGGCUGCAGGUCGGCAACUUCCUUAGGCAGUUCUGCCACAGGCCGACCCUUGAGCAGCCGAUCGGCCAGCGUGUUUCUAUUUCCUGAUGCUGAUGGGCAGCCUACUCUUGAGAUGAGCACGUUGGAUGAGGCCCUGGAAGCAGAGCCUCAGGCACCAGUGUACUUAGAGGAUCUGGAUGAUGACAACCCAAUGACAUCACUUUGAAGGAGUGCCUACUCAUUUAGGCCAGGAGGGAGGAGCUUCUCAAUGGAUAUUCAUGCCCAAUGCCAUCUUUCAAUGGCAGGAUCCAUGUGCUGCCCCAGAGUGCUGUCAUGUCCCGCAUAAGUGUGGCGACACCCUUACCUGCACUUUCUUCCUAGCUGUCCAGUAGCUGACUAAAGGUAAGCUGGGUGGCGUGGACUUCAGUAUUCAUGGCUCGUUGCUAAACUGAUUGAAUGCCCAGGUAUUCAUGCUUUGUUGGGAUGUUCGACGUAAGCAGACUCAAGCCAUAACCACUUCAUGGUUGGCCUCCUUUUUUUUCAAAAUAUCGUAGCAAAAUAGUUUAUAGAUUUUUAGUAUGGUCAGCAUUGCUGCUUUGGAGGCCUUGUACACAAAUCAUGAAAAAACAUGAAUAGGUUAAGCUCCUCAUAGCACCUGUGUUACGGGGUGACCAAACAAAGUCAGAAGGAGGAGAGCAUGGAAAGAAGGUGAAUAAAAAGAAAAUAUUGAUGAGCAGCAUGUGGGGAAAAAGAGAGCAAGCUUGGUGCAAGGAACCGAAUUUGUAUUGCAUCACCACUGUCUGCAGUGCAUUGAGAAAAGUGUGGCUGCUAAGAGCCCAUUGUAUUUAUUUAUUUAUUUAUUUAUUUCCGAUAUAAUACAGCACGAGCAUAACAUUAUUGUAUGGGAAAUGGACAUAUGUGUGAGCACUUGGCCGGGCUGCAAGUAUUAUAAGGCCAAAAGCUGUAUGUCUUACAGGAUAGGCUUUCAUAAAGCUAACCAAAAUGCACUGGGCAGGCUUGUGUAGCUCACCUUGCAAAAGCGAAAGGGGAGUCGCAUAUAUCCUAAACACGCACCCAAGUAGCCAUCAGUGUAAGAAGAUGGUGCUGAUAGCACAGUGCCAGAGCCAUCCGGUUGUGGCUGUCAUAACCGUAGCCAACUUGUCCUUGCUUGUAUGCGAUUCCCUUGCAGAGAGGGAACAUGCAGGGACAUGCAAAGGCCACAUAAGUCUUUGCAGUGCUGAAAAUACUGGUACUUAUGUGGCUUAAAUAAUGAUGGAGGCUGUUCUAUUAGCAUUUUCUGAACUUUCUGUCCAGUUCACAUCAUGAGCUUGUGCGGUGGAAGAUGAUGGAGCAACCUUCACAGUGCUCUUGCCUAGGCUGCAUACUCUCAAAUCGUAGCUGGGCAGUUAAUGUGAUAGUCAACUCUCAAGCUACGGGAGCUGUAACAUAAACUUCUUGCUAGUAAAAUUCGUUAGAACGACCCACUUUACUUUUUGUGUCCUGAUGUUACGAUGUCGUGGCAAUACUUAUGGAAACAGAAAAGCCCAAAACUAAAUCAUUCUAUAUUCUUAAGAAACAUCCUCAAUGUGUAGCAUUCCAAUUCAGUUUCAGAUAUUCCAUUUUCUUUUGCACAUUACAUUACAGCUUUGAGCUGGGAAGGAUUAAAAAUAUGACAGGCUUGUCACUUCAACCAAUCACACCGGUGAGCUAGCCCCUUGAGGUUAUAGCUCAGCUUUGGAUUCCUGAAAGGACUUGGACCAAGAAAUACUCAUAGCUUAGCUGGCAGCUGUGAGCCUGUGUACAACCUUUGUUAAAAGAAAGCAACCAGGCUGCACUGUGUCGCGCCCAUGGAACUCUUAUUGCUAGAAAAGCUUUUGAAGGUGGGCCUCCCUCUCCAGAAAUUUUUAGCUGUGCAGUCGCCUCGAGAAGCUGACUAGGCAUUCCUUGGUCAGUAGGCUGUCAUGUGUGCUGUGACUUCAUUUCUUUUGGCAAAGUUUUUACAUGUGAUUCAGAUGCUUGUCACUAUCGACGAUCUGCAUGGAGGAGCAGGGUGCAUGUUGCUCUUGUGUAACAUGCUCCUGUUCAUGUUGCUUGUGAGGUACCUUUCGAACACUGUAUUUCCUGAGCCUUCCUUUGGUAUGCAGCUGCAGCAUGCAUUUUCACUCUUGCAUGCUCAAUGUGUACAGUAUUCAGUUCACUGUUUUUAUUGUUGAGCACUCCAUGAUAGAUACACUAUGUAAUUUGGCAUAUUCUAAGUGUCACAUGAAAAUGAAUACCAGCUAUACACGACUUUUCUGGUUAAACUGCUGGCUUAUUCAUGCAGAAAUUUCACAUGAAGGUGGCUCCCUGCAGUGGACACAGUUUACUAUCAGUGAUGGAAGUGCUGCACCAAUUGUGUCAUCCUGUGGCAAACAAUCAAAGUGUGCUAACAUGCUCCAGAACACUUUUAGAAUUAAGUCGCUAAAUUUACCAAAGAUUUGUGCAUUCAGUAGCAACCACACAGGCAUGGCUGUGCAUUGGCUAUUGUUUUGCUCUCAAAGCCAAUCCUGUGCAAUCCUUCGGAGAUUGGUGGGUGUUUGAUGGUACAUUCAAACUUGUCCACUGUAAAGUGAGGAAAAUGAAUUGUUUUUGUGCUGUGCAAUACAUUACGCAGUUUUAUAAGUCUGUGUCAAUCUGAUGCUUUAUUUAUUGGGCAGUCUGUAAGCAAAGCCUUGCUGGCAGCUCAGCUGUACGGUUUCUUCUGCAUGCAGCUCAUCGGUUUAGUUAUUGUAGUACAUUUUAGUGCUAAUGACGGUGAAACUACUACAUAUGAGGUGCUUAUUUUUGUUAAAAUUCUUGACUCAGUAGUUCUCCAGUGGCAACCAUGAUUGUCACUCAAAUUUGGAUUCCACCAACCAAGUUUAUAGCUUGACAACACUGUACGAAACCAGUUUAUUACCACUGCAGAACAAAACUCAGGAGUUGCAAAUUUUAGCUUUAGUCUAUCUAAAUGGAGACAUGACAGCACAUGUGCUUCGUUCUCAGCAUCUAUGUUAACGACAUAGAGUAAAAGAAAAUUGAAUAAGCUAUUGUUAGGCAUUUAGUAUAUCAGUUGCUGUUAUGUACUGGCUUUAUGGGGCUCGUGGUUUUGUUGCUGAAAAGUCAUCGUGAUCAAGCACAUGCAAAUUAUUGGCAUUUGAAAAAUCUCUCAGGGGCUGUGCAGUCCUAGGAUUCUUGUUGUGGAUGCAGAGUGAACAUUGUUGUUCCGAAUCUUAUUAAAAAUAUCGGUGUCCCACUAUUGAUGUGGAAACUGACAAAUAUGCAAUAACUUCACAUUUAGCUUGUCGUGGGUAAUGUGUAGCUGAAUACACUGUUCUGCAAAAUCCAGUAAAGAACAUCUGAGCCUGCCUGUAUUGAAAUCUUGAACUCUACCCAGCUGCUUCAAAAUGCAAUUCUUCAGCUCCAAACCUGCUUCAAAGUGGCAAAAUUGCUGCUCCCUGAGCUGCUCCAAAACAUCUUUGGUCACUUCUACCCCUGUACUAUGUUGGAUGCAUUAGUGGUCAGUUUUGUUAAGGAUAAUCAGGAUUAUACAGUCAUACGCAGAGAUGCUAGGCAAAAAGAAAAUAAAUUUUGCAUAAUAGGGGGGCCAGCUUUCAUUGAAAACCAAAGCGCACCAUGCACUGUGUUUUGCCCUAACAAUGACAGAUGGCACUGCCAUCGUUGCAGUUGUAGUCUUUCCUUCUUAAUUUUUUUAAUUAUAUUUUUUUAAGUUUUGUCUUUUUACCUUGUAGUCUGAGUGUAUUACUCGCCCGUUAUGAAAGGCAUGGCUGCAAGUUCAGUUCAGUGAAAUAAUUUACGUUGUUUGGCAUCACUGCAUAUCACCACAUGUUCUGAUUUAUUCUUAAUGAAGCUGGCAAGCAAUGCUACCAAACAUAAUAUCGAACCACAUGGUCUGCAAACUACCACCUUUGUGCAAAAUUUGAAUGCGAACAAGCUACGAGUUUAAUAACCAGAAAAGUUGUGCACAGCUGGCACAGUUUGUUGUACAAUGUUUGUUGUGUAUCGCAUUGGAGUAAAAACCUGUGGUAAAAUUUGUAUUUCAUUUUCUGUCCUGAGAAGUACAAAAGCAUAGCAAGCAAUGCCGCUGUUGUAGUUAUGGCUCAGAAUUGAUUGUGGUGCAUCUGUCAAACACUUACUGGUGAGGUAUCACUUGGUAUGCAAAAUAUCCUUGAGUGUAGAGGCUUUUGCUUGGUGCCAAACAUCUUGGGAACUUUCAGGCCGUCCUAUACACAUGAGUGCACAAAUACUGCAUAUGUGGCAUCUGAUAUAUUCAAACUGCUGACAUACUGCAUGUGAAUCAAACCAGUAAAGUGUUACAGGUUUGCUUUAGCAAGGAGAAUGUAUUUUAGAGGUAUAUUAAUCAGUGUGCUGUUAAGCUGAGAGUAAUGGGAAUUUAUUAAAUGUUGAGAAUGCUUAAAGCUUUUCUUCAGCUAAUAUGCUGAUGAACAUGUCCAGCAAGGUAGUUUUUGUAUUUGUUUGGAGCAUUGAAGAAGCUUGAUUCAAGUGUCCCACUAUGCUAGAGUGUCAUUCACUCUUGUGUGAGACUUGGGCUGGCUCAUUGAAAGCAAACCAAGUGCAUAUAUAUUUUUAUUGCUGAGCUAUGCAGCCUUGCACUUAAAGCUAGAGCUCCCUGCGUCUAAUAACCAUUCCUGAUUCUCAGGUGCCAUGCUAGUGGUAGACAGUGGCUGUUGGUACGGGUGCUGACUAUUUUUGAUGCAUAAGUAUGGGAGUGACAAUUUCAGAGCUAGUAUUCGAUUUUAUCUUCCUUAUAGGGCAUAACAGAGUUGUAGUGAGUAUAAUAAGACAAGCACUAGGAGUUUGUGUAUCUUUGCGAUUUAAGUGGCCAAGCUUAGUGGCCUCCAGAGAGUGGUGUUCUGUACCUUUGAUUUUAUAGGGCACGGACGCGUUGCAACAAGCACAAUUAAUGCAUAGGUUGCCAAUUAUUGUGGCACAAACUGCAUUUAAUGCUGAGCCUGUCACAGUACUAUCAAAGUGCAGAAAUGAGCUCUGUGGGAGUAAGCAGGGUUAAGCUCAGAUAAAAACUGUGCUGACAGGCAAUUGGGGGCUCUGAAGUCCUGUGGCAGAGACCCAAGGUGCAGGAAUAAGGAUCACAACUGGGGUCUGCAUUUCCUGUGGCUACUCAAAGCAAUGUUGCUUGUCUGCAUAUGUUCAAAGUGCAUGAAACCUGAUAAGGUGCACAUAGGUGGCUUGAGGGGCAACCAAGUAGGAGUUUCUUCCUCUCAUUUACAAGAAUUUGAGAGAACUCAACUCAUUUAUCCAUGUAAACAUGCACAGUAAGAUAUUUCAAGCACAGAGUGUGAUGAAAUGGGCUAAAAAGGCUCAGUUAAUGCAUUGUAUAAGUGGCAUGGUAUCCUCUUUCUAGUCAUUAUAAGAGUGCACAUCUGUUUUUGUCACUGUCUUUUUCUUUUUCUCUCUCUCUCUCUCUCUCUCCAGUUUAUUUUUUCUCAAGAGACUUCUUGUGCGUCCUGAAGGACUCACAAUUUUCCUUUUCUUUCUUUCUGCAUAACGUGUUUGUUUGUAAGAAACUCCAAAGUUAUCUGUUAACUAACUUGGGAGCUAACAUUGUUCUUCAAGGAUUGCACCGGGCAAAAAAGUUGUCUGUGUUGACAACACAGACAGGGUUAGCAGGAAAUUUGUCCACGUUGACAAAAAAAACCAUUGGCACUUCGUCUGCAGGUAACUGUAUUUUACUUAUUUAUGUCCCCUUGUGGUCAAUUCAAGUUCUUGUUGUUGUUUCACUCUUGGCACCAUAUGCCCUCCUGUCUGCUUCCCUGCAAUUCAGUUCGAGCACCCUUUCACUGAAAUUACCUGCAGUUACAGACUGCUGAUGCUCACUGCUCUGUCUGUAGAGAUACCAGCGAUAGUCAUUUUGUGACUCGUAAUGUUUGAGAAGUUUCAGAUUCCUGACUCCACAUUUGCGAAAUGUUUGCUGUCAUUCAAACUUGUCAAACUCAGUUUGGUGAUUGAACUUGCACGCUCUAGAGGCUGCAGUUCUUUUUAUGAAUGGUACCGUCUUUUGUAAUGUUGGAGGUAUCAGUGUUUUCAAGGAUAGCAAUUUUUAUUAAAUUCUAGGUACCUAUGAAGCUUCAGUUACGUGUGUCCAUAUAUAUGUCUUGUUUGUCUAUAACUGUUUGUGAUGUAUAGUCUUAAGGUUUUCUGUAUGGCACGUGUGGUCCUGUAGACAGUUGUGACUCCAAGAUUGGCCACAAUACUCCUACUUUACAAAGGUUUAUCCCUAGAAGUACUCAUGAAUGUUCAAAGUUGUCCUUGUCUGAGCUCUGUUCUACCUUUCAGCUUUUUCUUGUAGCUUAGGUUGCGGCUUAGUUUGUGGUGUGGCUAGGAGUUCAGUGCAGAAAUAACCAUGGACAGUUUUAGGUGAGUGAAUGCACAUGUAAAUGGUCAGAAUUAGCUGUAGACUGCACGGAAAUGUCCGUGCAUCAUUAAGCCAGGACCAUCUGGUGGAGAGUUUUGCUGCAUGUGCAAGAGAGUAUAAGUGCUCAUGCAUAUUGUCCACUGCAUCUUUCAAGGCCUGUCAGUUUUCACAGGGAAAGCUUAAUUUAUUUUUUGAGUCAGCUAUUCGAAGCAUAAAGAAACCUGCAUGCUUGUUCCUUCACAAGUGUGAGUUCAUGUCAGAUUGUCUUCCUGUCAAAGUUUGUGCACUAGUUCCUUAAUACAACGUGCAGUUUGUUCUUGUGCAGUUGUCGUCCCCUCAGGAUAUUCUGUUGAAUAUCACUGCCCAAGAAUUUCAGCCGUGAUGAUUGUUGAUACAGUGUGCAAUGUUGCAUUUGUGAGAGUGCAGUCUAGUCCUUUUGUGUCAGAUAACUCUUGUGAUGCACUCAGCACUUUGAUAUAAAAGCAUGUUUAUAAAGCAAAUAUUUUUUGAAGCGACCAGCAACGUAUCUGCUGCAAACACACAAAAAAGUAUGCCGAGUCACCUUUAUAUUUGUUGUCAAUAUAAAUAAAGCU
This is a messenger RNA of Dermacentor albipictus, 8372 nucleotides long. RefSeq lists its product as uncharacterized. Gene Ontology annotation, cellular component: plasma membrane. Gene Ontology annotation, molecular function: voltage-gated proton channel activity. The record is from RefSeq and is a predicted model, not a curated record. Gene Ontology annotation, biological process: proton transmembrane transport. Lineage: Eukaryota; Metazoa; Arthropoda; Arachnida; Ixodida; Ixodidae.